ACAAAAAGUUCUGUUACAGAUUCUGGAGCAGCGAACUCCACACAACGCCGGCUCACAACAACCAGACAGUAGCCAAUGCUAUAAAACCACCCGGGCGCAGCUCUUCAACUCUAGUUUUGACGGUACGUUGCUCGACUUUUCCACAAUGGCCAAGAAGAGAAAGGCCACUCGCAAGUCGGAACCCAGCGGGCCCCGCGAAGUCGACGCCAAGGACGCGCGCCUGACCAUCAAGACGUACGAAGACGUCGCCGACUCGGAGGACGAGUACUGGGCCAACCAUGACCGCAUCUACCUUGACGACGACGACGACGAGCCGCGCUCCAAGCGCCUCAAGAGGCAGGAGAAGGAGGAUGCCUUCCUAGAACCCUCGGACGAGGAGAUUCUCGGGGAGGAAGACACGGACGAGAGCGAGGCAGAAGAGGAGGAGCGGGCUUCGGCCAAGACAAAACGGGGCAAGAAAGGUGGUGUGGCGGAGGAGGAUGUGCUGUCUGACCUGGAAGAGAGGAGGGGCGACGAGGAAGAGGGGGACGAGGGUUGGUGGGGCUCUUCAAAAAAGGAGUACUACAAUGCCGAUACUAUCGAAACGGAAGCCGAUGCCUUGGAAGAAGAGGCAGAGGCACGGCGUCUCCAAGCCAAGAAGCUGGCCAAGAUGCAGGAGGCUGAUUUCGCCUUUGAUGGGAGCGAAUGGCUUGCGCCAAAACAUAAAGCCGGAGAGGCAGAGGAGGUCGUAACCGAGGUCUUGAAGGAGGUCGAAGUAACAGAGGACAUGGGUCCCGAAGAGAGGUACAAGCUCUUGCAGGCCCGGUAUCCUGAGUUCGACUACCUGGUGGACGAGUUCAGGGAGCUGCAGCCGCUACUAUCGGCAUUACAGAAGGAGGCUGAAGGGAAGCCUACCAAGUCGCUGCCCGUGGUCAAGUCCUGGUUGCUCGGGUGCUACGUCGCCGCCUUGGCGAGCUACUUCGCCAUCCUGACUUCGCCGACGCGGGAUGGCGAUGGGUCAUCGGCCACUCUGAACCCAUCUGAACUCAGAGAUCAUGAGGUUAUGGAGACGUUGGUGCAGUGCCGUGAAGCCUGGCUGAAGGUAAAACAGCUCAAUUCGACAAAGGCUGUUACCUCUAACGCUGGAAUGCUCUCGCCGCCUGAAGAGGAGGACCUUGAGAUGCUCGACGCUAUGGCUGUACCGAGGCCGAGGACGGAGAAGCUCUCCAAGGCCGAGAUCAAGGCAAAUAAGAGGAGAGCUUCAGAAGCGGCCAGAAAAGCUCAGGCGGUUGAGGAGUCCCUGGCAAAUCUGUCGACGCUUCUCAAGAGCACCAAGAAGGUUGGAAAAUCUGCUACUGUGUCUGCUUCCUCGGCUGAAGCAGGCCACGACGAUAACCGCUCCGAUUUCGGUGAGGAGGAAGUUCUUGACGCCCGGGCAGCCGCCGACAAGGCGCGCCGCAAGAAGAGCUUGAAAUUCUACACUUCACAGAUAGUGCAGAAGGCGGCCAAGCGUGCCGGCGCCGGCCGCGACGCGGGUGGCGACAUGGACAUUCCCUACCGCGAGCGACUGAGAGACCGUCAAGCCCGUCUCAACUCCGAGGCUGAACGCCGUGGCAAGAAGGGCAGCAAGUUUGGUGCUGAUCUCGGCGGCGACGACAGCGACGGCGAUGAGGCGGCGGCCAAGCAGAUGCGCGGCGACGAGGACGAGUACUACGACAUGGUGGCGCAGGGCGCGCAGAGAAAGCGGGCCGACAAGGCGGCGCGGUUCGAGGCGCUGGCCAAGGCACGCAAGGGCGAGCGCGUCGUGGAGACGGAGCAGCUCGGGCCUGACGGCAAGCGCCAGAUUACGUACCAGAUCCAGAAGAACAAGGGGUUGACGCCGCACCGCAAGAAGGAGGUGCGCAACCCGCGCGUCAAGAAGAGGAUGAAGUUUGAGGAGAAGCAGAAGAAGUUGAGGAGCGUCAAGGCCAUGUACAAAGGCGGCGAGGGCCCUGGUGGCUACCAGGGAGAGCUGUCGGGUAUCAAGACGAGGUUGGUCAAGAGUAUCAAGCUGUGAGGGUAAUAUGUUCCUCGUGAUUGCCUUACAAUCUACGUGGCUGCCCGUUGGCGGUUCUGUUUAAGCAAGUGGUUGCCGGAGCUAUACAUCGGCAAUCCCAAAGGUCCUUGCCUCAAUCAUGCCACACAUUAUGUG
Messenger RNA from Parathielavia appendiculata, 2170 nucleotides. RefSeq lists its product as uncharacterized. The record is from RefSeq and is a predicted model, not a curated record. Gene Ontology annotation, cellular component: small-subunit processome; nucleolus. The transcript has 3 exons. Gene Ontology annotation, biological process: maturation of SSU-rRNA from tricistronic rRNA transcript (SSU-rRNA, 5.8S rRNA, LSU-rRNA). Bases 146 to 2035 code for a protein of 629 amino acids. Lineage: Eukaryota; Fungi; Ascomycota; Sordariomycetes; Sordariales; Chaetomiaceae.